AUGAUAUGUGUGGAUGGCACUUUCUUAAAGACGAGGUAUGGUGGCCACAUGUUGUGUGUUGUUGCAUUGGAUGCGAAUAGCCACAUUUAUCCGAUUGCGUUUGUGUUGGUUAAUAGUGAGAAUCAUAAUUCUUGGAAUUAUUUCAUGAUGAAAUUGAAGGAAGCCAUUGGAGUUGUUGAUAAUUUGGCUUUUGUAUCAAACAGGCAUGCUAGCAUUAUUCAUGCUCUUGAGGUUGUCUUCCUUGAUGGCCACCACGAGAUGUGGAAUGCAUCAUAUGAAUUUCAGAAGUCAAAAUUUCAUAGGUUCUUUAACAAUAUAAAGCAAAUGGACCCAGCAAUAGGUCAAUAUCUUGAGGGUAUUGGCUUCAAUAAUGGGACUCGUGCUUAUUUUCCAGGGAAUCGAUACAAUAUCAUGACAAGAAACUACACUGAAAGUUUCAACAACAAAACCGAAGACGCAAGAACCCUCCUAGUCACUACUUUUGUGGAGUUCAUUCGUUUCACACUUCAGUCAUGGUUUGUUGGGCGCCGUGAUGAGGUAGUGAAUUGCGCAUCCACAUUAUCACCACUAAUGGAGAAAGAUUUGGCAGGUAUUGUAGCUGAUUCAAAGUACUUGAAAGUCCACGCUCUUGGACAGUUCGAAUUUCAUGUGGUAGACCCAAAUGGUGAUGGUGAAGGGAAUCUGAUGACAAAAUCAUGCUCUUGUGGCAUGUUUAAGAUUAUAGAGAUACCUUGUGUUCAUGCAGUGGCUGUAGCCAUCGACCGCGGUGUUAACAUUUACUCACUAUGUUCCCCAUUCUACACUAGUGAGAUGUGGAGGGAGUCGUAUAAAGAAACAAUUUACCCAACUAGCAACACAAGUGGACAAUUUCUAAGGACAUAA
Molecule: messenger RNA, 882 nt
Organism: Humulus lupulus (European hop)
Lineage: Eukaryota; Viridiplantae; Streptophyta; Magnoliopsida; Rosales; Cannabaceae
Exons: 2
Coding region: 1-882 (293 amino acids)
Molecular function (GO): zinc ion binding
Source: RefSeq, a predicted model, not a curated record